AUGAAGGAAUACAAUCCAAGCUUCAUCAACUUAAAAAAUUCUUCUAAUUCAGGUGCUGACUUCCUAUCAAGAGUCUUCACUAUCAUUCAAAAAAAAGAUAGUUCUGAAAAACUCAUCAAAAAUUCUUAUUCGUUAUUGAAUCACCCAGGUUCUAAACGUCUAUUUAACACAAUAAGACACAUUGACCCUAAUAUUACAAAAGCAAAAGUCGAAUAUAUUACAUCAUUAUGUGAAACCUAUCAUUUGAACAUUAAUUUAACUACCAAAUAUGGAAUGUUGAAAGGUAAAUUCAAGUCGGAGAUCCUUAGGAAGUGGUAA
Hepatospora eriocheir is the source of this 318-nucleotide messenger RNA. NCBI's taxonomy places the organism in Eukaryota, Fungi, Microsporidia, Hepatosporidae. The record is from the annotation of a GenBank genome assembly.